AGUAACCUCUCAUCUCUGGGAGGGGAUUGGGAGUAACCCAGGACGCCUAGACUCUCUUGAAUCUUGAUACAGCUUUUCGCGCCAUGCGAUUAGCUUCGCUCAGCCUAUAAAUACCUAAUUUUGGGAGUGUUCUUCCCCUUUCAUUUUCAUCUUUCCAUUCGAUUACUCUUCGGUAUCUGCUGUUGACGAACUUGGAAGCUGCUAUAAUGGACGGCCACUUGUUCAACAAUAUCCACCUUGGAGGCCGUGGAGGCAACGUGAAUCCAGGGCAACUCAAGGUUCACGCAGGAGGUAUUCUGUGGAAGAAGCAGGGUGGAGGUAAGGCUGUAGAGGUGGACAAAGAUGAUGUCAUGAGCCUUACUUGGAUGAAGGUUCCUCGAUCGAAUCAGCUUGGAGUUCGAAUUAAGGACGGGCUCUACUACAAAUUUACAGGUUUCCGUGACCAGGAUGUUUCCAACCUGACCACUUUUUUCCAGAGUAGUUGUGGAAUAACUCCAGAAGAGAAGCAUCUCUCUGUUAGUGGGAAAAAUUGGGGUGAAGUUGAUAUAAAUGGCAAUACACUUGCAUUUCUUGUUGGCUCUAAGCAAGCAUUUGAGGUAUCUCUGGCAGAUGUCUCACAAACACAGCUACAGGGAAAAAAUGAUGUCAUGUUAGAGUUUCAUGUUGAUGAUACAACAGGAGCGAAUGAGAAAGAUUCAUUGAUGGAGAUAAGUUUUCACAUACCCAAUUCAAACACCCAAUUUGUUGGUGAUGAAAGCUAUCCUCCAGCUCAGGUGUUCCGUGACAAAAUUGUGGCAAUGGCCGAUGUUAGUGAUGGGGAGGAAGCUGUUGUUACAUUUGAUGGCAUUGCUAUACUGACUCCUAGGGGUCGAUAUAAUGUUGAACUUCAUCUUUCUUUCCUCCGUCUACAAGGGCAAGCUAAUGACUUUAAGAUUCAGUACAGCAGUGUUGUCCGUAUUUUCUUACUGCCGAAGGUUAGUCAACCACACACCUUUGUUGUUGUUACCCUUGAUCCACCAAUUCGGAAAGGUCAAACAUUGUACCCACACAUCGUUUUGCAGUUUGAAUCUGAGUAUGUGGUAGACACUGCUCUAACAAUGAGUGAAGAAGUUUUAAAUGCAAAAUACAAGGACAAAUUAGAGAUGACAUAUAAGGGGCUUGUCCACGAUGUGUUUACUAAAAUAUUGCGUGGCCUGUCUGGUGCUAAAAUCACUGGACCUGGUAAGUUCCGUAGCCAUACACAAGGUUUAGCUGUGAAAUCAUCAUUGAAAGCUGAAGAUGGACUCUUAUAUCCUCUUGAAAAGGGAUUCUUCUUUCUGCCCAAACCACCAACCCUUAUGCUGUAUGAUGAGAUUGAGUAUGUGGAAUUUGAGAGGCAUGCUGCUGGUACAGCAAAUAUGCAUUACUUUGAUCUUCUUGUGAGACUUAAGACUGAACAAGAACAUCUCUUCCGGAAUAUCCAGAGAAGCGAAUACCAUUGUCUUUAUACUUUCAUCAGUGGGAAGGGCAUGAAAAUACUGAGCAGUGGGGAUUCCCGACCUGCAGAUGGUGUUACAGCUGUUUUGCAGGGCGAGGAUGAUGAUGCCGUUGACCCACAUCUUGAGCGAAUCAGGAAUCAAGCUGGUGAAGAUGAGAGUGAUGAAGAGGAUGAAGAUUUUGUCAUGGAGAAGGAUGAUGAAGGAUCUCCUACUGAUGAUUCUGGGGAAGAUGGAGGAUCCGAUGGCAGUUUAAGCGGGGAUGAGAAAGAGAAACCUCCAAAGAAGCCCAGAAAAGAUUCCUCAGCUCCUAAGCCAACUACAAGCAAGAAAAAAGCCGAUGAUGAGGGUACUUCAAAGAAGAGGAAACCAAAGAAGAAGAAGGAUCCGAAUGCCCCGAAAAGGGCAAUGACUGGUUUCAUGUUCUUUUCACAGAGUGAAAGAGAGAAUGUGAAGAAAUCUCAUCCUGGAAUCCCAUUUACAGAGGUUGGGAAGGUUCUUGGGGAAAGAUGGAACAAGCUUUCUGCUGAGGAGAAAGAACCGUAUGAGGCAAUGUCAAAGGCUGAUAAGAAACGCUACAAUGAACAGAUCACCGGCUACAAAAAUCAACAGUCAACAAAUGUGGAUGCAGGGGCGAAUUCCGAUUCAGACAGCGCUUGAAGGUUAUUUUCAUGCGAUCUUCGCAAAAAUAUAGUCUGUUAGCACUUUUCACCACUUGGUCUGUUUUGCAUAUUUUUAUGCAAAUCUUCUCUUGCUUUCUUUUGUGGGUUCUUUAAACCAAACCAAAUAGGGCAGAGGGAGUACUUUUUGCACCCUUUCUCAUUUUAAUUACAACUUUUUUGUUCUGUGCAAAAAAAGGCUAAAUGCCCAUUCUGGUCCAAACUUGAUAUACCCAUAACUCUGCAGGCUCAGUUUUACUUGGUGUUAGAUGCGAACUCUUACACUAUGUUU
This is a messenger RNA of Cuscuta campestris, 2426 nucleotides long. Lineage: Eukaryota; Viridiplantae; Streptophyta; Magnoliopsida; Solanales; Convolvulaceae. The record is from the annotation of a GenBank genome assembly.